Erythranthe guttata (spotted monkey flower) is the source of this 1870-nucleotide messenger RNA. RefSeq names its product peroxisomal 3-ketoacyl-CoA thiolase 4 (gene PKT4). Gene Ontology annotation, molecular function: acetyl-CoA C-acyltransferase activity. NCBI's taxonomy places the organism in Eukaryota, Viridiplantae, Streptophyta, Magnoliopsida, Lamiales, Phrymaceae. The record is from RefSeq and is a predicted model, not a curated record. Gene Ontology annotation, biological process: fatty acid beta-oxidation; phenylacetate catabolic process. Gene Ontology annotation, cellular component: peroxisome.
AUACAUGUGCCGGUGGCAGUCUAGAAACUCUCAUCUUUAUCACAUUUCCCAAUAGAAAGUAGGCAUACAAGAACUAUAUAUAUAUAUACAAGCUUCAUCCGAUCAAAAUCGAUACAGUUUUCAUUUUUGCAGAUAUAUACAUACAUACACACGUACGUUUAAUUUUUUUAGAGAGAGAAAGAGAGAAAAAAAAGAGGAUGGAGAAAGCAGUUGAAAGGCAGAGAGUUUUGCUGCAACACCUUCGUCCUUCCUUCACUUCGUCGUCGCUUGAGGAUAUUGAAUCUUCACUUUCCGCAUCUAUAUGUUCAGCAGGGGAUAGUGCAGCAUACCAUCGAUCUUCUGUAUUCGGUGAUGAUGUAGUCAUAGUGGCUGCCUAUCGAACUGCCUUGUGCAAGUCGAAGAGGGGUGGCUUCAAGGACACUUAUCCUGAUGAUUUGCUAGCACCUGUUUUGAGGGCAGUAAUGGAAAAAACAAAUGUAAAUCCAAGUGAAGUUGGGGACAUUGUUGUGGGCACUGUCUUGGCACCGGGCUCCCAGAGAGCAAGUGAAUGCAGGAUGGCUGCAUUCUAUGCCGGUUUCCCAGAAACUGUACCUGUUAGAACCGUGAAUAGGCAGUGCUCUUCCGGUCUUCAAGCAGUAGCUGAUGUUGCUGCAGCUAUCAAAGCUGGAUUUUACGACAUUGGGAUUGGUGCUGGUUUGGAGUCGAUGACCGUGAAUCCUAUGGCUUGGGAAGGAUCAGUCAAUCCAAGAGUAAAAACGAUGGCACAAGCGCAAGAUUGCCUUCUUCCCAUGGGUAUUACUUCAGAGAAUGUUGCCCAUCGUUUCGGAGUGACUAGGCAGGAGCAAGAUCAGGCUGCUGUCGAUUCGCAUAGAAAGGCUGCUGCUGCGACUGCUUCAGGAAAAUUUAAAGAUGAAAUAGUACCAGUGAAAACCAAGAUUGUAGACCCAAAAACUGGGGAUGAGAAACCAGUUACAAUAUCUGUUGAUGAUGGCAUACGGCCAAACAGCUCAGUGGCGGAUUUGGGCAAGCUGAAACCCGUUUUCAAGAAAGAUGGCUCAACCACUGCUGCCAAUUCUAGCCAAGUGAGUGAUGGUGCUGGAGCUGUUCUACUCAUGAAGAGAAGUAUCGCCAUGCAGAAAGGACUCCCCAUCCUCGGUGUAUUCAGGAGCUUUUGUGCUGUUGGUGUAGAUCCUGCAAUCAUGGGUAUUGGUCCAGCUGUUGCAAUUCCUGCGGCUGUGAAAGCUGCUGGUCUUGAACUUGGGGAUAUUGAUCUUUUUGAGAUAAAUGAGGCAUUUGCUUCGCAAUUCUUGUACUGCCAGAAGAAGCUUGAACUUGAUCCAGCUAAAAUCAAUGUCAAUGGAGGUGCCAUGGCAAUCGGACAUCCUUUGGGUGCAACAGGAGCUCGCUGUGUUGCCACCUUAUUGCAUGAAAUGAAGCGCCGAGGCAAAGAUUGUCGAUUUGGUGCGGUGUCAAUGUGUAUAGGCACUGGGAUGGGUGCUGCUGCUGUUUUUGAAAGAGGCGAUUCUUGUGAUGAGCUUUCCAAUGCACGCAAGAUCGAAGCACAGAACUUUCUGUCCAAGGAUGCUCGAUAAACUCCAUUCCUAGCUUCACGACUUUCAAUAAUUAGUAUUAUAUUGGCAUUCAGAAUUCAAUAAUAUCAUGUAAUAAUUUCUGGGCGAUUCUCGACUUCGCCCCAGUGAAACCCUAGUUUCAUAGGUAUAACCAAAUCAAUCACGACGGGUGUGGUGUAUGGUGUAAGUUGAACGAUCUCUGUUUCAGAAAGAACCUUUUCUCUUUGUAUUACUCUAUGCAUUAUGGAGGCAUUCUUGCAUUGUAUCUUCCAAUUAAUAGAUUUAUUGUUCAUUGUGAA